Molecule: messenger RNA, 2261 nt
Organism: Penaeus indicus
Lineage: Eukaryota; Metazoa; Arthropoda; Malacostraca; Decapoda; Penaeidae
Product: probable nucleoporin Nup54
Exons: 23
Coding region: 203-2113 (636 amino acids)
Biological process (GO): NLS-bearing protein import into nucleus; protein localization to nuclear inner membrane; nuclear pore organization
Cellular component (GO): nuclear pore central transport channel; nuclear pore
Molecular function (GO): structural constituent of nuclear pore
Source: RefSeq, a predicted model, not a curated record
GCAGAGUGUAAACAAAGCCUUGUGGAAACGCUUUUCAAAGUAAUCACUCCGGUUAAGAGUGCAAAAAUAUCCUAGGAAGCUUUGUGCAAGGGAGUGAGCCACAUCUGGAAAAAGAAAUCAUAAGCUACAUCCUACACAAUGUCAAAUUUUGGAUUUGGUACAACGAGUACUGGUGGGUCAACAGCGCCAAGUGGAGGUGAAUAUGGAGAAGAUGCAGAAUAGUUCACCCUUUUGGCCUUCCCUCGCAGGAUUCACUUUUGGGGCAACUAAUCCGGGGACGACCACGGCUCAAGGCUUUCCUUUUGGAACGGCGACAACAACAGGCACAUCGACAGGAACGACAGGCUUUAGUUUUGGAGGCACAAGCACAGCAGGCACAAGCACUGCGGCGUCGACAGGUUUUAGUUUCGGAGGGACAAGCACUGCGCCGAAGUCGACUGCCGGUUCAACAGGUUUCACCUUUGGAAAUGCCAGCACGGCGGUGGCAGGAACAGGAACAACAGGUGGUUUCAGCUUCGGUGCCCCGGCCACAAGUGCCCCUGGAGGAUUUAGCUUCGGCUCUGCUGCCAACCCCACCACAAGCGCAUCUCCCUUUGGUGCGACAUUUGGCGCCGCCACACCAGCCACCACAGCAACCACACAAGGGUUUGGCUUUCUGACUAACUUUGGUGGUAGUGGAGGUGGUGGAGGAGGUGCAGGAGGCGGCGGUGGGUUUCCCAAGCCGGCAACCUCCUUCGGGCCAGGAGGCUUUGCAAGCCUUACUAAUACGGUGCCUGGAACGGGCUUCAGCUUCGGCGGCGGCGCCAACCCCCCUGCCAAGGCGUUUACCUUUGGAGGUCCUGCGACUUCCAAUGCCUCGGCCGGCUUUGGGCUCCUGUGCGGCGGGUAUGGAGCAAAGCCUGCUACUGGCUUCCCAGCACAGACCUCAGAUGCCUCACAGCUUCAGCAGGGUGCCCUGGGGCAGCCCGACCCCUCACUGGCCCUCCACCUGGCCAUCUGCACCCCCUCAUACUUCAACAACGAGAGUGACGAGGUGCUGCGCAAGUGGAACCAGCUGCAGGCCUUCUGGGGCGCUGGAAAAGGCUAUUACGCCCCAAACAUGCCCCCGGUGGAGUUCACGCCCGAAAACCCUUACUGCCGCUUCAAGGCCGUCUGUUAUGCGCGCAUCCCAGACUACCGCAAUGAGGACGGCCACGUUCAGGUCAACAUCGGGAAGCCGCUGUCCGAAGUGGAGCAGCACAAACAGCAGAUCGUGACAACCCUGACGACACUGUUCAACGGGGCGGAGGUGGUGGUGGAGGCGGUGUUUGCUGCAAAAGGCCCCAAUCAGACCGUCCUUCACAUGCACGUCUUGCAGCCGCUUCCAAAUGGUGGGAAACAGAAAGCGCCAUCGUCGGAUGUGUAUCGUCACAUGGCAGCCCCGACCAGUGCAGAAACUGUUAAGAACUUGUGCAUUCAGGAUGUGAUCCCAUUAGUCUCAUUAACUGAGAAGCAGAUGAAGGAAUAUCUUGACACUCCACAGAGAGGCAUCGACCCCGCCCUGUGGGAGCAGGCCAAGAGGGAGAACCCGGACCCCAAGAAGUUCUUCCCCGUGGUCAAGGUCGGGUUCCAGGAGCUACAGAUGCAGUUCAAAGAGCAGGAGCAGCAUGCAGAGAAACUGCAGACCAGCAUGAAGGAGGUCACAGACGCCAUCACGCAGCUCAAGCACAAGCAGGCCAUGGUGAGGGCGGCCAUCCAGAAUGCCAAGUGGAAGCAGGCCAGCCUCAUGCGGAGGGUGCUCAAGCUGGUGUCAGCUCAGGAAGUAGAGCGCAAGAGAGGAGUGCCACUUGAUCAGACCGAGGAGCAGAUCCGCAUGCGGCUGGAAGACCUGUAUGUCCAGCUUAUGCAGCCCACGCAGUACAGGGGUUGCCUCAACGAGCUCAUGGCCCAGAUGUCGGUGAAGCCCUCUGGCUUGAAGGGCUGCCCUCGCUACGGCCUGGUGAACGACAAGGAAAAGGACAUCUCGCAGUAUAUCUCUUGGCAGCAAGAAGCACUCAAUGCGGUUGUCACUGUCCUGAAGGAGGACCUGCAGAUUGUAGACAGUAUGGCGGAAGAACUACAAAGAAAGCCUUAGGUUGGGAGUUAGAUAAUCAAUUUUUUUCCUUCCUUUUUCGGGAGUAUAAACUAUUUCCCCGUUUGUGUGAGAUGUGCAAAUAUAUUACACUGUGGCUUUUUAUUACUACAAAAAUAGUUAAUUAUAAUAAAGUGUUAAAAAGUAAAAA